CCCACCAUUCCGUGUCUUAGGCGGAGCGACGUGAAAGGUCGGCUCUUGGUCAGCGAUAUAGUCGAGAGGAGUUGGUGAAGUAAACGAAUUAUGUUUUUGUACUGUAAAAUCGUGGAGUAACAGCAAUCUAUGAAAAGUGAGAUAACCUGAAAGACAGAGAAAACGAGGUAAUUUCUUUAGACUAUUACAAAGAGCUCGGAUUUGGUAUACAAGUGUCAAAGAACAGUUUUGUUCUUAGGUUGGGAAGCUCUCCACCCCUUCUCUUCUGGUUUACGGAAGGUCCAUCGUAGGCAGAAGCUGUGGUCAGGUUCGACAUACGCUGAGGGGCAGGACACGUCAGAGCUCCAAACCCCGAUCUCUGCACACGGAGUAAGACGUCAGGGUUCGCCUGAAAGAGCUGGAUAAGGCGCGCGCGGGUUGAGAUGUCCUCUAAAAUGCCGAGCUCCAACAACGUAGCGCAGGCGAGGAGGACCGUGCAGCAGCUGAGGAUAGAGGCUAACAUCGAGAGGAUAAAGGUGUCCAAAGCAUCAGCGGACCUCAUGCACUACUGUGGAGAACACGCCAAGUACGACCCCCUGCUCAUGGGCAUCCCGGCCUCUGAGAACCCCUUCAAGGACAAGAAGCCCUGCACGAUAUUGUAACGGGAUGCCUGAACGCUCACGAUUUUUUGGUGUUCUUUUUUAUAGACCAACAUCCGAUUUAAAACGAUCGUCCUCUACUCGCCUUUUGACCCCCCGAGACCAACCCCUACUAAAACUAGAACCCCGAAGUUACCCCUACUGAAUUAAUGCAAGUAUUGACAAUUUCGUUUUUUCCUGUAUAUUCAGCGAGGACAAAAACAAGGCGCUGAAAAGCACAAAGAUUAACUUGCAGCGGUUUUCACUCCCAGGAACAAAGCGUGCGGAUAGUUUGUGAGCGAAUGCCGUUUUUGGGUCGGUCCAAGCGCUGAUUGUUAUCUGCGGGGGUUGAGACCUAAGUUAUCUGAGUGCAAAGAGUGGAGUCAGAAUGGGAGUGUCCAGAGCUGUGUAAUCUCUGUAAGCAAGAAGUGCGGUUUUUUUUUUUUUACCCCACACGCACUCUCUUUAGUCUGUUAGGACCCGAUUCUAACCGGAUCGAACAGGUCCUAGAAAAUAAUCUGUUUGAGCAUGAAUGGUACUGAUAACUGUUAUCAACCCAGCAGUAGUUUCACUAUCUUCGACGCAACUUGUCUGCAUUGUUAUUCCCCCCCGACUGGAAGGAAGUUGCAAUGGCUUUCUGUCACAGGAGGAAAGGGGCGGGGCCAGUGAAAGGCCACUAACAACAACUCAGAAAGCUGCCUUUUGUGUGGCAGGUGUUUUCUGUUAUCUCACUGCAUUUACGCAACUCCGGAAGCUAAGACCCUGCCUCAGCCCUCAGGG
Messenger RNA from Anguilla anguilla (European eel), 1397 nucleotides. RefSeq names its product guanine nucleotide-binding protein G(I)/G(S)/G(O) subunit gamma-12 (gene gng12b). Gene Ontology annotation, cellular component: heterotrimeric G-protein complex. The record is from RefSeq and is a predicted model, not a curated record. Gene Ontology annotation, biological process: G protein-coupled receptor signaling pathway. The coding region runs from base 423 to 641 and encodes 72 amino acids. Gene Ontology annotation, molecular function: G-protein beta-subunit binding. NCBI's taxonomy places the organism in Eukaryota, Metazoa, Chordata, Actinopteri, Anguilliformes, Anguillidae. The transcript is spliced from 5 exons.